Molecule: messenger RNA, 576 nt
Organism: Oppia nitens
Lineage: Eukaryota; Metazoa; Arthropoda; Arachnida; Sarcoptiformes; Oppiidae
Product: myb-like protein AA
Exons: 3
Coding region: 1-576 (191 amino acids)
Source: RefSeq, a predicted model, not a curated record
AUGGGUUGUGGAGCGGCUAAAGCAGUCCAGACUAUUGAUGAUAAUACCAAUGUUAGCAAUGAAAGUGAUGUUAAAGAUAGUGAUAAUAAGUUCCCAACAAAUUAUGUCAUUAAAAGUGAUGUUACAAAUGCCACAAACGGAUCGGCAGUCACUCAGCGACGGAUGUCCCGACCUAUGACUCCAGUUCCUAAACCUGUGGCGUUUGACAUACCGCUUGACACCCACUCUACGGAAGCAAUUACUGAGACAACUAAAGAGCCGUUGAAAUUACUACCAAAACGACUGCUAACACUUGCGGAACAACCGACACAUCAGAUGACAGCAAAACAAUUAUCGGACAAACAGUUGAGGGCAGAGGAAAAACGCAACGAAUUAUUAGAAGAGAGGAAACAAAAAGCACAUAAUUAUAACCAAAAGUUUUUAUCAAACAAUAACUCUGUUAACAAUAAUGACAAUAUUGAUAGCGAUAAUAAUACAGACGAUAAUAAUGAUAAUACAAAUGACUUAAAUUAUAAUGAAGAAAAUGUAAUGGAAAUUAUUAAUGGCAUUAAUGGUAGUGUGAAAAACAUUACAUGA